Vespula pensylvanica (western yellowjacket) is the source of this 1334-nucleotide messenger RNA. RefSeq names its product GPN-loop GTPase 1. The transcript is spliced from 5 exons. The record is from RefSeq and is a predicted model, not a curated record. Gene Ontology annotation, molecular function: GTPase activity. Bases 86 to 1243 code for a protein of 385 amino acids. NCBI's taxonomy places the organism in Eukaryota, Metazoa, Arthropoda, Insecta, Hymenoptera, Vespidae.
AUAUUGUACACAAAUUCCGUGCUUCUUCAUUUUAAAGGACGUCGUUUUCUGACUAACCCAUCAAUUUUCAAAAAGAGAUAUUUAAAUGUUGCAAUCUACAGACGAUUUGAAAUCUGAAGCAACUGAAGCACAAAAUGCAAGUACGCAAAGAAAAAAGCCAACCUGUAUUAUUGUGCUUGGAAUGGCUGGUUCUGGCAAAACAACAUUUGUACAAAGAAUUGUUUCUACCUUGUAUAAUAUUAAAAAACCAUAUGUAAUUAAUUUAGAUCCAGCUUGUAAGGAAGUUCCUUAUCCUGCUAAUAUAGAUAUAAGAGAUACUGUUAAUUAUAGAGAAGUGAUGAAACAAUAUAGUUUAGGUCCAAAUGGUGGUAUAGUUACGACAUUGAAUCUAUUUUCUACAAAAUUUGAUCAAGUCAUAGAUCUUAUUGAUAAGGCAGGUCAAGAACACGAGUAUGUAAUUUUGGAUACUCCAGGACAAAUAGAAGUAUUUACUUGGUCUGCAAGUGGUAGGAUUAUAACAGAAGCACUGGCAUCUCAAUUUCCAACUAUUGUUGUAUAUGUAUUGGAUACAGUGCGUAGUGUUAAUCCUGUUACAUUUAUGUCAAAUAUGCUAUAUGCAUGUUCCAUAUUAUAUAAAACAAAAUUACCAUUUAUUGUUGCUAUGAAUAAGAUUGAUAUCGUUGAUCAUAGUUACGCUGUAGAUUGGAUGCAGGAUUUUGAAGCUUUCCAGGAAGCUCUUGAUUCAGAAACUAGUUAUAUCAGUAAUUUAACAAGGAGUAUGUCUCUUACUCUGGAUGAAUUUUAUUGUCAUUUACGUAAUUGUGGAGUUUCAGCUGCCACUGGAGCAGGUAUCACUAAAUUCUUUGAACUUGUGGAAGAUGCAGUUAAGGAAUAUGAAAGUGAAUACAAACAAAGUUGGCAGAAGUUGAAACAGCAGCGAGAUAUUGAAAGAAAAAAGGUUGAAAAGGAACAGCUGGAAAAUGCUACAAAAAGUACCACAGGGGAGACUGUACCUUUUGUAACAACUGUAAGUAGUGGUAGAGAAAUUUCAGAUAUAUAUUUAAAACAUGCUGGUAAUGAAUCAAGCGAGGAUGAAGAUGGAACAGAAAAUACGUACGAAGAAGAUAUCGAAGAAAAGAAACAAGCUGAAUCUUUCAAAAGCUUUUUACAGAGGCAUCAACAGGAACAAAAUAAACGAGUUACAAGUCAACAAUCACAAUCCAGUACUAGUGAAAACACAUAAUUUAUAUUCUGCAUACGAAUAUAAUUUAUUAUUUUUUUUGUAUUUCGAACUUCAAAAUAUUUCUUUCAAAUAAACAUUGUUUUUUAUUUUA